AUGUCUGCAUCGAGGGUACCUGCUCAUAUCGCUCUUUUGAAACCCGUUGAGGUACCGCAAAGCCUUGUUAAUGGUGAAAAAUUUGUAAAAUGGGAAGAGGAUUCUGGAACGGGUACGCCGGUCACGUUACGGGUAGACAAAAACGGUUUUUAUUUAUAUUGGGUGGAUCAGAACAACGAAAUGGACGUGUUGGAUUUUGCCAUCAUACGGGAUGCGAGAACGGGUCGUCAUUCGAAAGUUCCCAAAGAUCCCAAACUCAAAUCGGUCGUGACGAUGGGAUCCCAGGAUACACUAGAAGAGAAAACAAUAACAGUUUGCUGCGGAUCGGAUUUUGUCAAUUUGAAUUUCAUCAAUUUUUGUUGCACGAAAAAGGAAAUUGCACAGGUACCGGAGGGAGGGUGGGUGGAUGGAUUGUUAAAAACGUUUUCGGAUUUAACUAACAAACCGGAUAUCAUACUCAGGCAUAAUGCGGAAAAAUGGUGUAAAUUAAUUGAGGUAUCCGUGCCGGCAGAAAAAAACACCACAGCCAAAGAAGCAGACAAAAGGCUGAAAUAUAGAAAUUUGGAAAUCGAAAUAACCAGGAUGUGGGGAACAAAAACAGAAACGAUUCCGGUCAUCAACAUUAAUUAUAUAUAUAUAUAUAAAUUUUACGCUUUCGUUUCAACAUACAAUUAUCCGACGUUACUUUUUUCUUGCAGUUGCGGUACAUCGUCCAAAAGAAAAUUUUUAACGGCGGAAAAAUUCGUCACGUUUCUGAACAAGACUCAACGAGAUCCGCGACUGAACGAAAUACUCUACCCGUAUGCGAAUCCGGCGAGAGCCAAAGACCUAAUACAGCAAUACGAAACGAACAAGAUGAACGCUCAAAAGGGACAACUCAGCCUCGAUGGUUUUCUUAGGUAUUUAAUGAGCGAGGAUAAUCCGAUAAUAGCAUCGUCAUCCUUUGAUUUAUCCGACGACAUGGAUCAACCGCUUUCCCAUUACUUCAUUAAUUCUUCGCACAACACUUAUUUAACAGGGCAUCAAAUCACUGGGAAAUCGUCGGUGGAAAUUUACAGGCAGUGUUUGUUGGCGGGUUGCCGAUGCGUGGAAUUAGAUUUUUGGAACGGGAGAAUCGACGAACCUGUCAUUGUUCACGGCUACACAUUCGUGCCUGAGAUAAACGCGAAAGAAGUCAUUGAAGCCAUAGCGGAAUCCGCAUUUAAAACGUCGGAUUUCCCGGUCGUUCUCUCGUUCGAAAAUCACUGCAAUCCGAGGCAGCAAGCGAAAAUUGCACAAUACUGUCGGGAAAUAUUCGGUGAAAUGCUGUUGGACACGCCGUUGGACUCGCAUCCGGUUAAACCGGGUAGUUUUUUACCAUCGCCGGCGGUACUCCGUCACAAGAUAAUAAUUAAAAACAAAAAGAAACAUCAUCAUCAUCAUAAGAAAAAUCACGGGGGAUUCAGGUCGAACACGAUGGACAGCACGACGACGCCGGCGGAUGUGGUGACGGGAAACGGUGACAUACCACACGCGCCACCGUUGCAAACGCGACAGGGAAGCAAGGAAAGUCAAAACGAAGACGACGAAAACGAAGAAGAGGAAGACGUGGAAGAAAUGAAACUUCGCGGGAAUUCUUCGGGUGAAAAACCGACGGAUAAAUCCGCGUCGGCAAAGGAAACGGAAGCGGGAGCGGAAAUAUCCGCUCUCGUUAAUUACAUACAACCCGUUCAUUUCACGUCUUUCGAAGUGGCCGAAAAAAAGAAUAGAUUUUACGAAAUGUCAUCGUUCGACGAGAAACAAGCGACGACUUUAUUAAAGGAAAGACCCAUAGAAUUCGUGAAUUAUAAUAAAUUUCAAUUGUCAAGGGUUUAUCCCUCAGGAAAAAGGUUCGAUUCGUCAAAUUUUAUGCCUCAGGUGUUUUGGAACGCCGGAUGUCAAUUGGUCGCAUUGAAUUAUCAAACUUUAGAUCUCGCGAUGCAGUUAAAUUUAGGAAUAUUCGAGUACAACGCACGAUCCGGGUAUUUACUCAAACCGGAAUUCAUGAGGAGAAAGGAUCGUCGUUUGGAUCCUUUUGCCGAGUCGACGGUGGAUGGAAUCAUAGCGGGUACCGUUUCAAUACAAGUGAUAUCGGGGCAAUUUUUGAGCGACAAACGCGUGGGUACUUACAUCGAGGUGGACAUGUACGGAUUACCCGCGGACACGGUGAGAAGGAAAUUUCGUACGAAAAUCGUACCCAACAACGCGAUCAAUCCUCAAUACAACGAGGAACCUUUCAUAUUCAAAAAGGUCGUCCUCCCCGAGUUGGCUUCAAUUAGAAUCACGGCGUACGAAGAAUCCGGACGAUUUUUGGGACACAGAGUAUUACCCGUACCCGGAUUAUGUCCCGGUUACAGGCACGUGACACUGAGAACGGAAGCAGGACAACCUUUACCUUUGGCGACGCUUUUCCUUUUGAUCGUCGUCAAAGAUUACGUGCCGGAUGGUUUGUCGGAUUUCGCCGAAGCACUGGCCAAUCCAAUAAAAUAUCAAAGCGAUUUGGAAAAAAGAGCGCAGCAAUUGUCCGUACUAACGGACGAUUGCGAAAUGGAGUCGAAUAACGACGUGAGUGGUUGUGAUUGUCGCCGUCGUCGUAAAAUAAAAAGAGUGAUAGCUUCCGUCGUGGUUUCAAUGCCGCCGGAACCGUCGGACAACGCGAUGCCCAAAUUCGAUUUGGAUUCGUCGAUCGUGGCGGAAACGUCGUCGCAUUCGUCUCCGAACACGAACAAAACGACGGGAACCACGACGACGACGACGACGACGACGACGACGACGCAUUUGUCGUCGUCACUGAAUGACGUUUUGGUAGCGGAUUCCCUUGAAAAAUUAAUGGAAAAUAAAGUGGUUAAAGAAAAGAAACAGGAAUUGGAUAAAAAACUCGACGUGCUUAGGAAAAAACACGAUAAAGAAAGGCAGAGAGUGACGUCGUCGGAUUGCGACAAAUCAAAAACGAAAUUUUACACCAACAAAUUAGUCAAGAGGCUAUCGAGUAAAAACAUAGAUCUCGGUUUUUCAACGCACGAACCCUUGGAUUACGCGGAAUCGGAUGAUUCGACGAAGGGAAGUCUAUUGAGAACAAAUUCCGAGAGACUGAUAACGAUAUGCAAAGAUUAUUACAAUCAAGAGAGAGAACUAAAGGAAAAAUAUAACGAAACGAUAUUUAAUCUCGUUGAAAAACUAAUGAAAAACUCGCAGAGCAAUCAGUUGAAAAAUUUAAAGGUUUUGCUGGAAAAGGAAACGGAAAGCGUUAUGCGAGAACUCCAGGCGGCGAGAAGAGACGAAGUUAAAAAAUUAUCGAAAAUUCACAAAGACAAAGACGAAAUGGUGAGAAUCAAAAGAGAAGUCGAUUCGGCAAUGAUCGAUCGUGGAGUUCACGAACGCGUGAGAUUGACACAGUUGUACGAUAGGAAAAGAGAAGAUUUAGAAAGGCAACACGAACACGUUAGGCAAUGUUUAGAAGAGGAAAGGUCAAAGGUCUUCAAAGCGAAUUUAUUGAAAGAUCACGAAAUGAAAGUUGCAAGAUUAGAAGAAGAAAUGUUAUCGCCAUCGUCGAGUCAGGGAAAUGUUAAAGUUUAA
Messenger RNA from Pediculus humanus corporis (human body louse), 3594 nucleotides. Its product is annotated as 1-phosphatidylinositol-4,5-bisphosphate phosphodiesterase, putative. The transcript is spliced from 16 exons. The record is from RefSeq and is a predicted model, not a curated record. Lineage: Eukaryota; Metazoa; Arthropoda; Insecta; Psocodea; Pediculidae. The coding region runs from base 1 to 3594 and encodes 1197 amino acids. Gene Ontology annotation, molecular function: phosphatidylinositol-4,5-bisphosphate phospholipase C activity; calcium ion binding. Gene Ontology annotation, biological process: lipid catabolic process; phosphatidylinositol-mediated signaling.